Trichomonas vaginalis G3 is the source of this 2763-nucleotide messenger RNA. Its product is annotated as protein ubiquitination. NCBI's taxonomy places the organism in Eukaryota, Parabasalia, Trichomonadida, Trichomonadidae. The record is from RefSeq and is a predicted model, not a curated record. The coding region runs from base 1 to 2763 and encodes 920 amino acids. The transcript has a single exon. Gene Ontology annotation, biological process: protein ubiquitination; regulation of apoptotic process; ubiquitin-dependent protein catabolic process.
AUGUCAGAUCUCGCCUCUUUACUUGCCCAGCUUGGCCAGAACAAUCAGGCUAAGCCAGCAGCACCAGAUGGUCAACCAGCUCCAUCACCAUUUGUAAAUUUGAAUCUUAAUUUCCAAGCUCCACCUCCACAACAACAACAGCAAGCAAAUCCAUUUGCUGCUUUACAAUUACCUGCAUUUCAACCAGCCCCACAAAAGGCUGGAAACAAUCCACCAACGCCACCACCACAAUUCCAACAACCUCCACCACAAACUUACAAUGAUAGUCAAUUUGGCACAAAUUUGCCACCAACACGCGAAGCACCUCCACCAUUUGGUCAAUUACCAACAUUCCAGCCACCACCACAACAAACUUCAUUGCCACAAUUCAAUUUCAACCCACCACAACAGCAGGCACCACCUCAAUUCAACGCACCACCACCACAAUUCAAUGCACCACCACAGCAGACAUUCCCAGCAACACCAAACUUCAACAUCAACGUAAACAUCAGUGUUCCAGAGCAACCACAACAAGAGAGCGAGUCAAAGGAAAAGCACAAACGCUUCGAGGAAGACAACACAAUCAGUGUCGAAUUCAUCCAAUUCUCAAAGCACCCUGAUUUCCAAGUCGGAAAUACAGUUCAAUAUGAUCCAAACGGCGGCAAAUCCAUCCAAGCCGUCAUCGACAAUGUCAAGAACGGCACUGUCAUCGAGAUUCCUGCCGGUGAGUACAACGAAGAACUCACAAUCAUCAAAUCAGUCGCACUCAGAGGUAUCGGCCAAGUUACGAUCAAAGGCGAAGGAAAGACAGAUACAAUCUGCACUUCCAACCAAUUCGUCGUUCUCGAGAACCUCCGCCUUGUCCAGAUUGAGACAAGAGGUGGUGGCGCUUUGACAGUCCAGUCCGGCUACAUCAAGGCCACAAACUGCGUCUUUGAGUCCGUUACAAUCUCCGCUGCCCAGAUUGUUGGAGAUUCUUAUGGCGAAUUCAACAACUGCACAUUCCUCAACUCAUACAACCCAUGCAUCAUGUUGUCUGACAAGGUACAGGGAUACUGCUCUGGCUGCGAAUUCCGCGGCUCAAGAACAUUCGGUGCCCUUGCAAAUGAUAACUCAUACCUCACAUUGGAGAACUGCCGCUCCACAAAGAACGGCGGAUCUGGUGUUUCUGCCAAUGGAAACGGCAACGUUUUCAUCCAGGGAGGCAUAUUCUACGACAACGAGUCAUCCGGUGUCGAAGUCACCUCCAAGGGCUCAAUCACCAUCCAGCAGGCCACAAUCUGCGACCACGAGAACGGCACUGGCGUUCUUGUACAGGGCGCUGAUGUCAAGGUUAUUCUUGUUGAGUCAAACAUCAAGAACAAUCAACUUGCAGGCAUCAAAGUAUCCGAUGGAGCCAAACUCAUCUCCAAGUCGAACAAGUAUUCCGAUGCACAGCAGAAUGUCAUCGCUUACGCCCACAUGAAGGGCUGGAUCACUCUCGACAACGAUGAGUUCUCCGGCGAGUGCAUUGCGGCCGUUGCAACAUCCGAUGCAGGCAGAAUCGACGCAAAGAACUUGGACAUCCACGAUCUGACAAACGCAGCUGUUCUCUGCUACGACGGCGGUGAGUGCAACAUCGACGGCGCCACAAUCAACAACUGCGAGCACACAGCUCUCCAGUUCAGAGACAACGCCGACUUCUACGUCAAGAACGUCAACAUCAACGGCAUCAGAGAUCUCGCAGCAGCUAUUCUCAACGACUCAAAGGGCAAGAUGAAGGACUGCCGCAUUGUCAACGGCCAGACAGUUGGUUUGGAGUUGACAAAUGUCAAGGAUGUCAAGAUCAAGCGCUGCACAUUCUCCAACAACCAAGUCUGCGGCGCAUCCAUCCACGACGACGUCACAUGCAAGUUCGACGAGUGCACAUUCGAACAGAACGGACAGUUUGGCGUUGACACAUCAUCAAACGACGUCAAGGCAGAGUUCAAGCACUGCAAGUUCGCUGAGUCACCAGAAGCCAUCAUCAAUAUCACUAAUGGUGCUCAGUCAGAAUUUGAGAACUGCACAAUUUCCAACGGUCCAAAGAUCGGCCUCAACAUCAUCAAUUCAUCACCAACAUUCAAGGGAUGCGAGAUCACCAGAAUCGGUGUUGCCGCCAUCUCAUGUUCCGGCGGUGCCACACCAACAUUCGACAACUGCAACAUCCACGACAACGAGAACUUCGCAGCACAGAUCCACCAGUCACAGACACACGCUAAGUUCAUUGAGACAUUCAUCCUCAACCAUCCAAAGUCUGUCGCAAUCAUCGCUCUCAACAACGCUGUCGCUGAAUUCAUCAGGACAAAGUUCGAGAACUCAUUCCAGCCACACUGCGAAAUCCGCGAGGGAGCAACAGUUUCCCUUCUCGGAUGCGAUGUCGGACCAACAGACAACGGCACAGGUAUUCAAGUUCACUCCGAGGGUAUUUUGCAGGUCGAUUCAUCACGCGUACACGAGUUGUCUAAGAUCGGUAUCUUAGUUGGAGACAAGGGAUUCGCUGAGAUCAAGAACUCCGCAAUCGAACACUGCGGAACAACAGGUAUCUUAGUUGCUUCAGGCGGAAGAAUGAACGUUUCUAAGACAAUCUUGGAUGGAAAUGGACAGCUCGCUAUGCAGUUCCUUCCAAAUGUCGACGCCACUGUUACAGAGUGCGUCAUCCAGAACCACUCUAUGUUCGGUUUCGUUAUGGCACGCGGAGCUAAUGUCGAGUACUCAGAUAACCAAUUCACAAACAACGGACAGAAAGAUAUUUACAUCAACUAA